CACAGAUGUGAUCACAUCUUCUACCAGGACACAUAUGAGCAGUGUAGCUACCUCUUCAAGAUGGUGAAGGAGAAUCUUCAGUCACACAGAUGCAGCCUGCUCUGCCUCGGUUCUCUGACCUUCCACCAUCAGGCUGUUGGAGACAAGGUGCGCCUGAGUGAGGGGGGUCGACGCGCAGAGAAGACUGAGGCCACGUUCAAGAAUGGCCUGGUGUUCAGCAACCGUCCAGUGAAGGUCCAGGAGAGGAUUCGUCUGAGAGUGGAAAGAGAUUCAUUCAUCUGGCAUGGAGCUCUGCGUGUGGGCUUUACCAACGUGCCGCCCUCAGCCAGAUCUCUGCCUCUGCCCUGCAUGGCCAUCCCCAACCUCACUGACAGGCCCGGGCACUGGGCUGUUCCUGUGCAUGAAUCCAACUGCCAAGCAGGUUCAGAGCUGGAGUUUUGGGUUUCUUCCGGUGGCAGCAUAUAUGCAGAGAUCAACAACAGGCAGCACGAGCUGCUAACAGGACUGGACCUCAGCCAGCCGCUGUGGGCCAUGAUAGACAUUUAUGGGCAGACAUGCUCCAUUUUGCUCCUAGGCUCAGAGAAAAACAGGCUGUUUUACACCCAAAGAUCCUGUCCUGCACCUGAGCACCUCACCUCACCUGACAAUUGCUUUGGUUCAGUUUCAGGCCUCAGUGGUGAUGACUACAUCUCCUGUCUUGACAUGGAGAUCCCAGCAGAUAAAAGAUGUGUGGUGUGCAUGGUGAAGGAGGCCCGAAUCACACUGCCUUGUGGUCACCGGUGUUUGUGUAACAAGUGCAACUCCAGAGUCUGUGAGCAGUUUGGCACCUGCCCGCUGUGUCGACAUGAGAUCAGAGCUCCAUCAGUGGAGGAGAGGUGUGUUUCAGGGGUCGUCUGAGCUCCAAGACACCAGCCAGGAAUCACCAAAUUACUGAGUGACUGUAACAGGGAAAAUAUAGCACUAAAUGUAAAAUAUGCCAUGUUAUUUAUAUUGUUUAAUAACAACGUUGUCUGUACAGUAUGUUUUUCUACUUUGGUGUAAAUCUUAAAGAAAUUUUGCACUUUUGUGAAGUAAUUGUAUGUGUG
Archocentrus centrarchus (flier cichlid) is the source of this 1085-nucleotide messenger RNA. RefSeq names its product E3 ubiquitin-protein ligase NEURL3-like. NCBI's taxonomy places the organism in Eukaryota, Metazoa, Chordata, Actinopteri, Cichliformes, Cichlidae. The record is from RefSeq and is a predicted model, not a curated record. Gene Ontology annotation, biological process: ubiquitin-dependent endocytosis. The transcript has 4 exons. Gene Ontology annotation, molecular function: ubiquitin protein ligase activity. Bases 61 to 897 code for a protein of 278 amino acids. Gene Ontology annotation, cellular component: early endosome.